GCGGCAGCAGCAGGAGCAGGAGCAGGAGCAGCAGCAGCGACGGGUCCUCCUCCUACCUCACCCACUUGGUCCUCCUUUUCAUCCUCUUUUCCUUUUCGACCGGGUUUCGUCCACUUGCCCUAGCUGCCGCCCCGAUCCUACGUAAAGGCAUGAUUUCCCGGCACCGCAGGGAAAAUAGGGUGCAAGCCCAGAAACUCUUUCCUCACCACCACUUGUUGAAAAACUGAUUUGAAGGCAUCUCCGAGUUUGAACGGAAAGUGCCAGGAUUUCUUGUGCCUCUGGUUUUGAGCUGAAGUCUCUUCAACUACCAAGUACAAGAGGAUAAAAACUGGAAACUAAAUCGCCUAAUUCAAAGUAACAAUGGAGCGAUUCGUUGUGACAGCACCCCCUGCUCGAAACCGUUCUAAGACUGCUCUAUACGUGACUCCUCUGGAUCGAGUCACUGAGUUUGGAGGUGAGUUGCACGAAGAUGGAGGAAAACUCUUCUGCACUUCUUGCAAUGUGGUUCUGAAUCAUGUUCGCAAGUCUGCCAUUAGUGACCAUCUCAAGUCAAAGACUCAUACCAAGAGGAAGGCAGAAUUUGAAGAGCAGAAUGUGAGAAAGAAGCAGAGGCCCCUAACUGCAUCCCUUCAGUGCAACAGUACUGCGCAAACAGAGAAAGUCAGUGUUAUCCAGGACUUUGUGAAAAUGUGCCUGGAAGCCAACAUCCCCCUUGAGAAGGCUGAUCAUCCAGCAGUUCGCGCUUUCCUGUCUCGCCACGUGAAGAAUGGAGGCUCCAUACCUAAGUCAGACCAGUUGCGGAGAGCAUAUCUGCCUGAUGGAUAUGAGAAUGAGAAUCAGCUCCUCAACUCACAAGAUUGUUGACAAGGAGGUUAUCACCAUUGUGAUCAAGAUAAAUAAUGUGGAGUAUUAAAGUUAUGUGUUGAUUGUGUGGUUCAUUUUUAUAUUUAUUUCAUUUAAAAUCAUGUGAUGCAGAAUAGCUUUGCAAUGUGUAUAUAGUUGCAGGCAAAACAAAACAAAACCUCACUGCAAAACUUACUGUUAAUUUUUGUCACCAAUGGUGUAAAGCAACACUUAGGGUUUAGAGUGUGUUAGAAUACCUGAAACCUGAUGGUUAUCUUUAAAAUUGAUGGUAUUUCUCCUGAGAUGUUUGUGCAUGGAUGAACUGCCCUGCUUUCUUACCCUGUUGCCAUGUAUGAUUAUUCCUUGUGAGAUUACUUAAUUACUUGGAUUGAAGACGAAUCUAGGAAAUUGAAGCUGCUGCCAGGCAACACCACUCACAGUAACUUAGAGGAUUUAUUUGUGAUUAGAGGAUCCUCUUCGAAAAGGAAGGGAUGGCGGGAAAGAGUUCUUCUAUCUUCAGAUCCCUAGCAGAAAGUGACUUUAUUUCAAACUAUGCUUUACUUGUGCAUGAUGUAGUUAGCUUAACUUUUCCUCAGUUUCUCACUGUCUUUUUUUUUUUCUUCCUUUUUUAAAGAUUUACUGAUCUAUUUACUAACAGCUUUACGUGACCAAAAGACUAAAAUCUUCUAAUGUCAGUGCCAGAAGACAUGGAGAAUUUUGCAGUGACAUGAUUUUGGUCUCUUUAAACAAAAAUUUUGGAACCCUAGCUUUCAUUUCAAGCAUUCUCUUGAACUUGGAAGCCUUUUUAUUUGUCUCUCGGUGUUCCACGACUUCAAGAUUUGCAUUUUGAUUUAAACAGGUAGAUACUUUAUGAUUGCAUUUCCUGUUUUACAGUGAAUUAGUAAUUAUUUUUGGCUGACAGACCACAUAUUAAGGAAAUUACUUUCUAUACAUUUUACUGUGUAGUUAUAUGAGUUUACUUAGGUAAAUAGACUCACUUUUAUUUGCUUUGCCUCUGGUAGUAUAAAGUGUUUAAACAUGGAUGGUAAACAAUUGUCUAGAAAUACUGGUGAGAUUUUUGUAGUAGAGAUCUGGCAGUACCCUGCAUAACUGUAUGGGUAAGGAAAUAAUCUGUUCUUUUAAAGGUCUACCAUGUUCAGGAAAUGAGCUCUCUGAACCUCACUGUCCUGUAAGCUUAUCAGAGUAGCUGAACCAGUUAUGUCUUCAUUGGAGACCCAAAUUAUAUUUUUUAAAAAUUAAACCGCUAAAAACUUGACACUGGAGCUUUAAAAAAAUCUUAAAUUCUCUGAAAAUGUUCAAUUGCAAAAUAGCUUAGAGAUUCAUUCUGUUACAAAGCAUUGACAGGCAAUGCCCUAUUUGACUUGGAGUUAUUUUGAAGUUAUCACACUUAAAAAUAAAAAGCCAAAGUUAAAAGAAGGUUAUGUUUUUAUAUUUUUUUUCAGAAACAGAUUCCCAUGUCUAUGUUUCUUUUACAAACUUAAAGUUCCUAGUCCAGAUCGUCAAAGUGCCCAUUUGGGGUUAGAUUUUUGUGUAGGUUUUUUGUUUUCAUUUUAAAGUAAACCUGCCAAUAAACAAAAUCACUUGUCAGAAUUUGAGCUAUCCGUUUUUUUUUCAUGUUCAUUUAUGUUAAAAUAGCACAAUAAAUGCCUGGAGUGAUGCUAUUCUCAUUGACAAAGCACAUGUGAGGCGAUAAGCAGCAAAAUACAAACUAUGUACUUUGCCUUUCCUUCCUCUAGUAAAGAAUUUGCAGGCAACCAUGUUUUAACUUGAAUUAUCUAAGAAGAUAGGGAAUAAUUGAGAUUUUUACCCUAUUUAGAACAAAAAUUUAGAUAAACAAUCACUAAUUUUUCAAAUUUCCAUGUGAUUCAGACUGCUCCUUAUCGGUUAGUUAUUAAUUUGUGCUAAUAGCAAACACAUAGUGGCGGAACAUCACUGAGUAGUCCUAAGCAGUAAAAUGGAUGACGUUGCACUAGAAAAACAACAAUAAUUCAGUUAUGUUUCUAGUAGUUACAACUAAUUUGAUUAUCAUUUAGGUCCUAUGUAUUUUAGUAUUUCUCCAGGCUCCUAACUAGUUCCCAAUGAUGCUGUAUCUAGGGGUAUAAUCUAUUUGUUAGGAUUAUAUCAUGUCCUUAGAAGCAUUUUCCAUCCAUUAACAGAGAUUUAAUAUUUCUUUACUGAUUAUGAAACUUUUUGUUCCCUGAAACUGUUUAACUUUGUCUCAUAGUGAAAUAGAUAAAGCAAAAUGAUUGUUUUAGCCUGCUCAAACUUGUACAAAUCCGUGAAACCAUAGUUGGCAAAUGUUAGGUAUGACAUGAAUAUCUAAGGCAUAUGCUGCUGUGGAAGUGAGUGGACAUGUACAGAAACUUUCAAUCUUAACUACAUAGUGUUAGUGUGAUGCUAUACUAUUGGAAGAGUAGCAGUUCUUUUUUCUAUUUUAUAAGUUGUAUGCAUAAACAUAAGAUUUGUAAUGUUUCAUUUAUAAACUGCCUUCAACACAUGCUUACCUGUUAAUAGUGUUUUCUCGAAGUAUGGUAGUAUGUCUUCCAGAAUUUCACUAUAUGCUUACAGUGAAUAGUUCUAGCUUGUUGAAAUGUUAAAUUCCUCGUUGGUUUCUUUUGAUUCUAUGGAGCAUAUAGCAAGCCUGAAGAACAUUGUAAUCAUUUUUUACAGGGCACUAAUCUAGAAAAAUUGUGUAUGAAAGCCCAUAUAGCUAUUCAUUAUCAACUUUGAGUAAAACUAAAAAGAAAAAAAAAAAAGCUACUUCGAUUUGAUGCGUUUGGCCCUACUAAAUUUUCUGGGACCAGAAAAAUGAAAGAACAAUUUCUGCAUCUUAAAGUUGUAGCCAAUUUAAGAGUCUACUUGGGAUUGUUCUAAAGUAUUCAUUGUUUAAAACUAUUGUAAGUAACACUUGGCAAGAUCUCCAAGCAGAAAGUUCCAUGUUAAAACUUUUGCCUAAAAGAAUUUGUAUGUGAAUGUUAAUGGAAAACACAUUUAAACAAAAUAAAAUUUAAGGUGGCCCAAAACAAAAGCCACAAACAA
Condylura cristata (star-nosed mole) is the source of this 3903-nucleotide messenger RNA. It is a transcript of the gene CGGBP1, whose product is annotated as CGG triplet repeat binding protein 1. Gene Ontology annotation, biological process: regulation of transcription by RNA polymerase II. Gene Ontology annotation, cellular component: nucleus. The transcript is spliced from 3 exons. The record is from RefSeq and is a predicted model, not a curated record. Lineage: Eukaryota; Metazoa; Chordata; Mammalia; Eulipotyphla; Talpidae. The coding region runs from base 361 to 864 and encodes 167 amino acids. Gene Ontology annotation, molecular function: double-stranded DNA binding.